Messenger RNA from Populus trichocarpa (black cottonwood), 3013 nucleotides. RefSeq names its product tRNase Z TRZ3, mitochondrial. Lineage: Eukaryota; Viridiplantae; Streptophyta; Magnoliopsida; Malpighiales; Salicaceae. Bases 114 to 2939 code for a protein of 941 amino acids. Gene Ontology annotation, molecular function: 3'-tRNA processing endoribonuclease activity. Gene Ontology annotation, cellular component: mitochondrion. Gene Ontology annotation, biological process: mitochondrial tRNA 3'-end processing. The transcript is spliced from 12 exons. The record is from RefSeq and is a predicted model, not a curated record.
CGGAAAAAGCAGACACCCUCGAAACUCCCUCCUCCUUGCUCUAAACUACUAAAACCCUUCAUCAAAUCUCCCUCCCUAUAUAAUAGUAGCCCUACAAAAACACAGAAAUACAAAUGUCCCACAUCUCAAAUCUGCGCCUCCUCCUCUCCCCUCUAAAUCCCACUCUCCGUUUCCCCUUCUCUUCUAAACACAGACCUUAUUCUCUACUCACCAUCCUCUCUUCUUCUUCUCCUUAUCCAAAACGACGACACCGUACCACGCCAAACCACCCGUCUCUUAAUUUCAGAAGCAGAAGCAAAACUACGUCUAGAGAGACCAGAGAUAGAGACAAAGGGCAGUCAAUGGACGAGAGUGGCAAGGAGAAUUUUGGGUUUAAUAAAAAAAGGGCUGAGGGUAGAGAUAAUCCUAAAAGGAAUUUACAGUUGAAAGUCAGAAAGCUCAAUCCUAUCAAUACUAUUUCUUAUGUGCAGAUUCUUGGGACUGGAAUGGACACUCAGGAUACUUCACCUUCUGUCCUGCUCUUCUUUGACAAGCAAAGGUUUAUUUUUAAUGCUGGAGAGGGAUUGCAACGAUUCUGCACGGAGCAUAAGAUUAAACUAUCGAAGAUAGAUCACAUAUUUCUCUCUCGUGUCUGCUCAGAAACAGCUGGUGGAAUUCCAGGUUUGCUGUUAACUUUGGCUGGCAUGGGAGAAGAAGGAAUGUCAGUUAACAUAUGGGGUCCAUCAGAUCUCAAGUAUUUGGUUGAUGCAAUGAAGUCUUUCAUUCCCCAUGCUGCCAUGGUUCACACAAAGAGCUUUGGUUCCGAUAAUGUUGGUCUGGUAGAUGCAAAUAAGUUUAUAGACCCCAUUGUUCUUAUUAAUGAUGAGGUUGUCAAAAUAUCAGCUAUUCUCUUACGACCAAGCCAGUCACAAGGAUCUGCUCUAAAGCCUGGAGAUAUGUCUGUGAUAUAUCUUUGUGAGUUGCGAGAGAUUAUGGGCAAAUUUGACCCAGAAAAAGCUAAAGCUCUUGGUCUGAAACCUGGGCCGAAAUAUAGGGAAUUGCAAUCAGGAAGAUCAGUGAUGUCCGACCUCCAAAGUAUAAUGGUUCAUCCUAGUGAUGUGAUGGACCCUUCUGUUCCUGGUCCCAUUGUAUUACUUGUUGACUGCCCUACAGAAUCUCAUGUGCAGGAAUUGUUAUCUAUGGAAUCUCUCAACAAUUACUAUGUGGAUUUCUCAGGUAACCCAACACAAAGUGGUAAGACUGUGAAUUGCAUCAUUCAUCUAAGUCCUGCUUCUGUAACAAGCAGCCCCACUUAUCAGAAGUGGAUGAAGAAAUUUGGUUCAGCCCAGCACAUUAUGGCAGGACAUGAAAUGAAGAAUGUGGAAAUUCCUAUUCUAAAAUCCAGUGCAAGAAUUGCAGCACGACUUAAUUACUUGUGUCCUCAGUUCUUUCCAGCUCCCGGAUUUUGGUCGCUCACACAUCUUAACAACUCAAGACCAGACUCAAUUCUUUCAGGCGAGGGUUGUGUCUCAAAGUUGUGUGAAAACACAUCAGCUGAGAAUCUUCUUAAGUUCACUUUGCGUCCUCAUGCUCAUCUUGGCUUCGACAAAUCUAAUAUUCCAAGUUUGAUGGCUCCCUCAGAAAUUAUCAAUGAGUUGCUCACUGAGAUUCCAGAGAUUGUGGAUGCUGCCAAACAUGUGCGCAAGUUUUGGAGUGGACCUGGAGGAUUGGAAGCAGACAUAAAUGCUAUCCAGGGUAAUAAGGUCUUUACUGAAGAGCCAUGGUUGGAAGAGAAUACUCUUCCUAGUUGCUUGGAAAAUAUAAGGAGAGAUGACCUGGAGGUGGUCCUUUUGGGGACGGGAUCAUCUCAGCCUUCUAAAUACCGAAAUGUUACUUCUAUCUAUAUUAAUCUCUUCUCCAAAGGAAGUUUGCUCCUAGAUUGCGGGGAAGGAACCCUGGGACAACUAAAAAGAAGGUAUGGUGUGGAGGGUGCUGAUAAUGCCGUGAGAAAUUUAAGAUGCAUUUGGAUUUCUCAUAUUCAUGCAGAUCACCAUACUGGAUUAGCAAGAAUACUUGCUCUGCGACGAGACUUGUUAAAAGGCAUGACCCAUGAACCUGUACUUGUUGUGGGGCCUUGGCAGCUCAAGAAAUUUCUAGAUGCAUAUCAAAGACUAGAAGACCUGGAUAUGCAGUUUAUUGAUUGUAGGAGUACCACUGAAGCUUCAUGGGUUGCUUUUGAGGAUGAUAGCGAAUCAAAAAAGGAUGACCUGUCUCUAGGAAGUCCAAAUAAUUUUGCAGAGAUGAAAAAUCCUACUCUAAAUACUGAGUCAAAUUUGUUUGCCAGAGGAAACCGAAUGCAGAGUUAUUGGAAGAGACCUGGCAGUCCAGUUGAUAAUGGCAUGGUUUUUCCAAGUCUAAAGAGAUUGAAGGAGGUGCUCAGUGAAGCAGGGCUGGAGGCUUUGAUUAGUUUUCCUGUUGUUCACUGCCCUCAGGCAUUUGGUAUUGCCUUGAAGGCUGCGGAGAGAAUCAACACCGUCGGAAAAGUGAUACCAGGUUGGAAGAUUGUGUACUCAGGUGAUACUAGGCCUUGUCCAGAACUGGUAGAAGCAUCUCGUGGAGCAACCAUUCUCAUACACGAGGCAACUUUCGAGGAUGCAUUGGUGGAGGAAGCUAUAGCCAGAAACCACAGCACAACAGAGGAAGCCAUAGAAGUGGGAAACUCGGCUGGUGCAUACCGCAUCAUCCUCACCCACUUCAGCCAAAGAUAUCCAAAAAUUCCUGUAUUUGAUGAGACACAUAUGCAUAAAACAUGCAUUGCUUUUGAUAUGAUGAGUGUAAACAUAGCAGAUUUACCUGUGCUUCCUAGAGUGCUUCCAUACCUUAAAAUGCUCUUUAGAAAUGAGAUGGUAGUGGAUGAAUCAGAUGAUGUUGUAGAUGCUGCAAGUGCGGUUGCUAAUUAGGUUUCUUAUUGGAUUUGAAUUAUGAUCUUGGCCAGGUCCUUUUCUUUAAUAAUUUGCUGUCUUUUUCCCUUUCA